Mercenaria mercenaria is the source of this 1029-nucleotide messenger RNA. RefSeq lists its product as uncharacterized. The record is from RefSeq and is a predicted model, not a curated record. Bases 1 to 1029 code for a protein of 342 amino acids. The transcript has a single exon. Lineage: Eukaryota; Metazoa; Mollusca; Bivalvia; Venerida; Veneridae.
AUGAAAUCUUACCUCAAGACUAAGAAAAAAGACAAAUACCAGUCUUUUGUUGCGAUGAAAAAGGCCGGACUUAAGAUAAAAUCGAGCCUGGAUGAUUUAAAUGAGAUAAAGCUUAAAAAAUAUCUGAAAAUAAGACGGUAUUGUUUUCAGCCUGAUGCAAACAUGACUAAUCUAAAACUCCAACCUUAUAGUUUCGGGACACUUGAUGAUCAAAAAGAUGCAAUCAAAUCAACUAGUCUGGUAACUAGUUUGUAUGCUACAGAUGUUGAUGAGGAAAACACCUGUUGUGUUACUGGACUGGCAGUUCUAGGGAAAAACUGUAUUGUCAUAGCAGAUCGUGAUAAUAUGACAGUUAAACUUGUGGAAGUAGAGGAAGAUAAGAUCCUUUCCAAACUGAAAAUGACGUCAGCACCAUGGGAUGUUACAGUCAUCUCCGAAAAGCAAAUAGCUGUUACUAUACCAGAAAUGAAAACGGUUCAGUUUGCAUCUGUAACUGAAAACAUGACCCUGGAUAAACAGAAGAACCAGAUAAGCCUUAGCGGAAAUUGUUACGGAAUUACAAGUUCGCACGACACAAUUUUUGUUACUUUAUGUGAACCCACACCAAAGUAUGAACAGUACGAUCUCGAUGGAAAAUUGUUGCAUUCGGUAACACUCGACGCAAAGAAUCCACAGUACGUAGUACUGAAUGCAAAUAAAACAAUAAUGUAUAUUUCAGAUAAUACCUACGGAAAACACAUUCAAGAAAUUUCAGUUACUAACCAAAGAGAACUGGAAACGUUACGAGUACAACGUGUUACUGGCAUGGCGGUUGACAAAACAGAUGUUUUAUAUUAUCUCACUUCAAUCUAUGCGCCUGUUUAUGCCGUCUGCAUUGAUAAAAUGCAGGACAGUCAGCGACAAAGUUUCAGUCUUAUUUCAGACAACAUAGGAGGUAAGAGGUGUUUGGCUUUUUGUGAUGAAACAAACAGACUCUUUGUCGGAACUCAAGGAGAAGAAAACGCAAUAAAAGUGUAUUAUGUAGUCUGA